GGUCGCAUCGCAUCUCCUUAAUAUAUAUAACUGAACUCAUUGGCAAUCACGCCAUUCAUCUUCAUAUUGGUUUUCUUCCUGACCGGUUCUCUGUUUCGUCGAUCCGUGAUUUGGUGAUUUUUGCGAUUGAUUUGUUGUUUUUGAGGUUCCUUCAGAUCGUGGAUUGAAUUGAGUUUUGAUUUGGCGAGUUUUGUUGAAUCGGACGCAGUUUUGAUCUGAAUUGAAUUGAAUUGAGUGUUGAGAGUGAGGUUUUUGGGAGGGAGGGCGGCGAGUGAUUUGGGAUAUGAUGAGGUUGCCGAUGGUGGAUUGCCGGAGCUUGAUUGAGUUCUGCAAGGCGUUUGAGCAGCACAAGAACAAGGCCGAUUUGUUAGGGCAGUCGGAUCAUCAUAUCCAGUCUCGUGGAAAGAAGCGUAUCGAUUCUCUGAACCCACUCGCCCAUCCGUUUUGCCAUCACUCUCCUUUUGCGGCAAUCGACAUCGUUAUCUUGCUGCUGGCGCUCGUUGCCCUCGCUGUUUUGACUGCUCCGUAUCUCAAAAUCAUUUUUCGGGAAGUUUGGGAGAUUCUGCCCACGGUAGUUGCUGUCGUUGGAGAUGUGAUUGGUGAUGCGCCUGUGGCGUAUGUGUUGGGGAUGGUGAUCACGUUUGCAACUGCGAUUGCGGUGUGGGAGAUUGUUAGUCUCAAAGCGAGAAAGUGCGGGAAUCCUUACUGCAAAGGUCUGCGCAAGGCUGUGGAGUUUGACAUUCAGCUUGAGUCGGAAGAGUGUGUGAAAUACUUGCCGCCAGUCCCGAAAAAUGCGUAUGGAUUACAGCCGUUGGAACUGGGGGAAGAUCACAAGGAGCUGGAAGCAGAGUUGAAAAGGAUGGCCCCGCUAAAUGGUCGAACUGUUCUCAUCUUUAGAGCUCCCUGUGGAUGCCCAGCAGGUAGAAUGGAGGUUUGGGGGCCUAAGAGAAUCCGUAGAAUCAAGAAAUAGGCAAAGAGUUUUUUCAAUAGUUAAAUGCUUUCACCUUUUAGUCAUAUGAAUAAAUGAUCAGUUUUGAGAUUGUUCAAGACUAAUUCUGCUGAUAUGGAAUAAGUGACGUCCAUUUUGGUCUAGUAGCAGUCACAUUUAUCGGGCAAUCUUAAUUCAGUUAACUUUUUUAUGUGGUAUGGUUAGAUUUAAUGGAGAACCCAGCUCACCUUCUUCUUGAUA
Vitis riparia (riverbank grape) is the source of this 1189-nucleotide messenger RNA. RefSeq lists its product as uncharacterized. The record is from RefSeq and is a predicted model, not a curated record. The coding region runs from base 284 to 970 and encodes 228 amino acids. Lineage: Eukaryota; Viridiplantae; Streptophyta; Magnoliopsida; Vitales; Vitaceae. The transcript has a single exon.